AUGUCCUCCCACGAAGACGACGGCCCUUUCCCCCUUACGAGAAUCGCUCAAUUGGAGUCUCUCCGCAAAUGCGUCCUUCUUGAUCCCGAUAAGUUCAACGCAAUGGUUUUGACUCAAUUGGCCUUAGCUCAAGACUCCGGCAAUUGGGACUACAAUACUCUUCUAGAUCAGCUCGCUCUCGCUUACGACAAUCCAAACAAAAUUCAAAAAGCUAAAGAUAAGCUGCUUGCUUGCAAGCAAGGUACGGACGCUCUCUAUAUCUACGUCUCACGCUUCGAACGACUUUUGCACGCUGCUCGCUGUCAGACCUGGCCCGACGCUAAUAAGAUUAUUGCGUUCCGUAAUGGUCUGAACUCAACUAUACGGACCCGUCUGAAUGGCCAAUUGACUCUCCUAAUUACGUAUACCGAAUACGUGCACGUCACUCAGCAGCUUGGACGCUCUUCCGGCUCUUCCGGCCCUUCCGGCCCGUCCUACGGAUUCCCUCGACCUUCGGCCCUUCCUCAAAACCGCCCUCGCACGUCAACGAGCCCUCUUCCCGGCGACCCAAUAGACCUUUCGGCAGUCGACCGCGCUCAACAACUCGAGCAAUUGCAGCACGCCAACGAGCUCGGCGCUAUAGAGCUUAUCGACGCUCACGAGGCUGACCAAACUCAGCUAUUGGAAGACCGAUACCCCACUCUCCAGCAUGCUCCUCACAGCACUCUUAAUCAGCGCGAAGCUUGGCGCAAAUCAAAUCGCUAUACCCGUUGCGGUGCAAUCGACCACUAG
Messenger RNA from Drepanopeziza brunnea f. sp. 'multigermtubi' MB_m1, 771 nucleotides. Lineage: Eukaryota; Fungi; Ascomycota; Leotiomycetes; Helotiales; Drepanopezizaceae. The record is from RefSeq and is a predicted model, not a curated record.